Molecule: messenger RNA, 4147 nt
Organism: Drosophila biarmipes
Lineage: Eukaryota; Metazoa; Arthropoda; Insecta; Diptera; Drosophilidae
Gene: CanA-14F
Product: serine/threonine-protein phosphatase 2B catalytic subunit 3
Exons: 2
Coding region: 546-2303 (585 amino acids)
Biological process (GO): calcineurin-mediated signaling
Cellular component (GO): cytoplasm; calcineurin complex
Molecular function (GO): calmodulin-dependent protein phosphatase activity; calmodulin binding
Source: RefSeq, a predicted model, not a curated record
UGUUUUCUUGCCUCGAACUCACCUCUAGCCCACGGAACAAGUGCAAAUUCGGAUUCAGCAAACAUUCACUUGCGAUUCAUUUGCGAUUUUUUGCCCUGCGCGCGUGCACUCGUUAAUCUCCGUGUGAAUCGCUCCAAUCAGAUAUCGCAGCGCCUUCUCCCGUGUGCAUUUCGAAAGAAAACAGCAAAAGCAAAUAAAGAAAGAGCCAGGCAAAAGCUUAGGUCGUCGAGUGAAAAAACGAGUAGAAUUUCGAGCUAGAGCGAAGCUAAGAUCACGAGGAAUAACAGCAGCCAGUGAGGGAAUCCCAGGCAGUCCAGGACAACACAGAGCAGGGCCAAGGAGCAACACCUGGUGGUGUGUGUGGAGCAGAAGCUGGCGCGUCUGGGGCAGUGACACGAGAUCAGGUGGGAAGCCACAUCCAGACAGCUAGCCAGCCAGUCGGGCAGACAGCAGCAGCAGCAGCAGCAGCAGCGGCGGCGGCGGCGGAACUCCGGAGCAGUCAGCAGUCGAGGACGCAGGCGGGCCAGUCGGAGGAUCGGGCAACCAUGUCUUCGCCGGCGGCGCAGAGCAACAGCAGCAGCAGCCAGUCGCAGUCCGCAGCCCAGCAGCAGCAGAAUCAAAAGGCGAAUGUCAACAACACACACGACAACAAGAAUGCAGCGGCGACGACGGGGACAUCGGGCGGAUCCAGUGGCGGAGGAGCAGGAUCCGCUGCAGCUGGGGCGGGCACACAACAGCAGGGGCAGGGCGGCACUGGCAGCGGCAGCGGACCAUCGAGCCCCACCAAGCGCAGCACAAUAUCGACAAAGGAGCGUGUGAUCGACAGCGUGCCAUUUCCGCCAAGUCGCAAACUCACCUGCGCGGAUGUCUUCGAUGCGCGAACCGGCAAGCCGCAGCACGACGUGCUCAAGCAGCACUUCAUACUGGAGGGCAGGAUCGAGGAGAGCGCCGCCCUGCGCAUCAUCCAGGAGGGCGCCACGCUACUGCGCACGGAAAAGACGAUGAUCGACAUUGAGGCGCCGGUAACGGUGUGCGGCGAUAUCCACGGCCAGUUCUACGACCUGAUGAAGCUAUUCGAGAUCGGCGGCUCGCCGGCGACCACCAAGUAUCUGUUCCUGGGCGACUACGUCGAUCGGGGCUACUUCAGCAUCGAGUGCGUCCUGUAUUUGUGGUCGCUGAAGAUCACCUAUCCGCAGACGCUGUUCCUGCUGCGCGGCAACCACGAGUGCCGGCAUCUGACCGAGUACUUCACCUUCAAGCAGGAGUGCAAGAUCAAGUACUCGGAGCGCGUGUACGACGCCUGCAUGGACGCAUUCGACUGCCUGCCGCUGGCGGCGCUCAUGAACCAGCAGUUCCUGUGCGUCCACGGCGGCCUGUCGCCCGAGAUCCACGAGCUGGAGGACAUCCGGCGGCUCGACCGCUUCAAGGAGCCGCCCGCCUUCGGCCCCAUGUGCGACCUGCUGUGGUCCGAUCCGCUGGAGGACUUUGGCAACGAGAAGAACUCGGACUUCUACACGCACAACUCCGUGCGCGGCUGCUCGUACUUCUACAGCUACGCCGCCUGCUGCGACUUCCUGCAGAACAACAACCUGCUGUCGAUCAUCCGGGCGCACGAGGCGCAGGACGCCGGCUACCGCAUGUACCGCAAGAGCCAGACCACCGGCUUCCCCUCGCUGAUCACCAUCUUCUCGGCGCCCAACUAUCUCGACGUGUACAACAACAAGGCGGCGGUGCUGAAGUACGAGAACAACGUGAUGAACAUCCGGCAGUUCAACUGCUCGCCGCACCCGUACUGGCUGCCCAACUUCAUGGACGUGUUCACCUGGUCGCUGCCCUUCGUGGGCGAGAAGGUCACCGAGAUGCUGGUGAACGUGCUGAACAUCUGCUCCGACGACGAGCUCAUGACCGAGGAGAGCGAGGAGCCGCUCUCGGACGACGAGGCGGCGCUGCGCAAGGAGGUCAUCCGCAACAAGAUCCGUGCCAUCGGCAAGAUGGCGCGCGUCUUCUCCGUGCUGCGCGAGGAGUCCGAGUCGGUGCUGCAGCUGAAGGGCCUGACGCCCACGGGCGCCCUGCCCCUCGGCGCCCUAUCCGGCGGCAAGCAGUCGCUCAAGAACGCCAUGCAGGGCUUCUCGCCCAACCACAAGAUUACCUCGUUCGCGGAGGCCAAGGGCCUGGAUGCCGUCAACGAACGGAUGCCGCCGCGGCGGGAUGCCACGCCCUCGCCGGCGGAGGAGGGCCAGAAAUCACUGUCAGCGGCGGCAGCAGCAGCGGCCAAUGCAAAUGCGAAUUCAAUCAAUGGAUAAUUCUAAGUCAGUUAUCACCAGCUACAGCUAAAUAACAAGUCAAGUUAGUCAGAUAGUCGGAUCGAUGGGGCGGUGGAUCGAUGGGUCCCUGGAUCCAGGUGAUCGCAGGAUCGUCGCAGGAGCAGGAGGAAGGGGAGAAAAGGGAGGAGGAGGAGCAGCAAUGUCAGUUAGUAGUCGACAAUUAAGCAGCGAACGGAGGGAGGGAGUCAGCUUAACAGUUUGGAGCAGAGGAAUGGUCUCAAGUUCGGCUCAAAGGAGACACAAACUGGGCAUACUUACAUACAAUUGAAGGAUCACAAUAUACAGAGGAGGCGAAGUUGAUCGAGGAUAGUAGGGAUCAAGAUCAAGAGCAGAGACACCACAACAACAACAAGAACAACACAGCAAGCGUUAACGAGUACUUAUUGGUAUUAAAUGCAAACAAUUGAAAGUAAAAACCAUGAGAAAAAACUCCCCCCGUAAAAUGGAAGCUAAUUAUAAAGUUGAAUGAUUAUAGAAUUAUAUAUAUAAAAAUAUAUAUAUAUAUAUCAAAAUUUUGUGCAACGUUAUAUCAAAAGAGCAAAUGUAAAAGCUAAGCAAAAGUUUAAGAAGCGCCCGGCUUUUGGCAAGGAGUUGACACAAAGAAGUAGACAGAUGCAGUUGCAAGUUGCGCGCAUUCCCCCGAUUUAAAAAAAAGGAAAAAAAAAACGAUUAAAAACCAAAAAACUUAAAUCAAGCAAAUUAGAUAAUUUUAAUUAUUUGCUAACAAAUUGUAAAACGAAUCGAAAACCAAUUCUAAUCUCUGAAAAGUCAAACCAAACGAUGUGACAAAAGCUAAAGAGAACUAAAUCUAGCAUCUAAACAGAGGCAAAAGCUAAAGGAAAUUUUACUACUUUCGUUGUGUGGCGUCUGCGGCGACUUCUUCUCAAACCGAAAAAAAACAAGAAAAAAAAAUAAUAGAAUGAAACAACUUCCUACUACUACAACAACAACAGCAGCAGCAACAACAAUAUUUUACUACAAUAUUUUAAUACAAGAACAAGAAACGACUGAAUCUCUCUCUAUCUAUCUAACUAUCCGACUCUUUCUCUCUCGCACACACAACAUCAAACAUCAAACAUUAAACACUGAACACCACACCCACUAAACAUAUACAUACAUACACCAACAAGCGGGGCGGCGAUCCAACUCAAAGUUGAUCGUCCCUUGCCGAUCGCCGAUCGUUGAGUCGAUCAGUUAUCGUUUAUCGUCGCCAUUGUCGCCUCACGCUCUCUCUCAUCUGGUGAUUGUGUAUGUGGUCUUUAUAUACGUGCCAUCUUUGUCGUAGUCAUUAGCUGAAUAUAUAAUUAAUACGUUUGCAUGGGCCGCAGCGAUGCAGGCGCCAGUGCUGAGCCACCCCACCACCUCCAGCCUGCCACCAGUCGAGCAAUCGAACUAAUCGUUAAUCGAAGCUAUCGGGGUAAUCGAAUCUCAAGGCGCGUCGAUAGGCGGCUUCCUUCCCGCUAUCCUCUAACUGUAACCCUCCAGCAUUUGCGCCUGCGUCGCGUCGUUGUCGCGUGCAAAACCUUUUUAUACUUAAUGGAAUUUUAGUUACUUUUUAAAGUCAAUGAGAUAAAAGAUGUAGAGGAGAAAUUAAAUGGGGGAAAUACGAGUAUGAACAGAGCGGAUAAGUAAUGAAGCCUAACUAAAGAUGAUGUAAUUUACGUGUGCAAAGGGAAUUUUGUUAUUUCUUACAUUUUUUUAUAUUUCUUGUUAUCUUUUUUAUAAUUUGUAUUUAUUGUAAACUAUUUAUAUAUACAUAUAUAUAUACACACAAUCAGCAACACACGUAAUAUAAAUACAUAAAUAUAUAUUUAUAAACUAAA